Molecule: messenger RNA, 2601 nt
Organism: Saccostrea cuccullata (small rock oyster)
Lineage: Eukaryota; Metazoa; Mollusca; Bivalvia; Ostreida; Ostreidae
Exons: 10
Coding region: 1-2601 (866 amino acids)
Source: RefSeq, a predicted model, not a curated record
AUGGACACAGGGAAUGAUGCGGACGGGACAAAUCGCCAAUUAAAAUGGUUUUGGGUAGUAUUUGAGGUUAUGACAUGUAUGCUCCAAGAUGUUUUAUGGAAAGAAAUCCGUCCAGACAGAUUAGCUGAUGCUGUGAUGAAUUCUAAGCCUUUAAAGAAACGUUUUAAGAAAUUGAAUGCUUUGGAUAAGAUAAUAAAAGCUAAAGAUUCACAAAAGCCUUAUGAAGACUUUGACAUUUCUUUGCUGUACGUUUGCCUAAGAAACACAUGUCCCAAAAUCAAACCAAAAAAGGGUUGGGAACAAAAACCAAAAGACAGUGAUACAACCAUAGGAGACGACGUCGAACGAAUUCGACAUUUUAGAAAUGAUUUGGUGCAUGCUUCAAAAGUAUUUAUGUCAGCAAUGGAGUCGGAAGAAAACUGGGCAACUGCUGUCGAUAUUGGCAGACGUUUAGGAGAAUAUGUAGGUAGGAACGUUAACUAUGAGGAGGAAAUCAAACGAUGCCAAAAUAAUUCAAUUACUCCUGCAAUGAAAACAGAGGUCACAGAAAAACUAGAAAGACUGGAAAAUGAAGUAUGCCUUUUGAAACUUAAAGUGACAGAAAGUUGGAAAUUACGAUCAGAAGCAUCAAGUCAGGCCGAAAGGAAAAGACAAAAUCUUAGCAUACUACAACAUCAUAUUGUUCUAAUUUUAAAUGAGACAUCGAAUUCUAUCAGAGAGAAAUCGAAAAAAUCAAAGAUAAAGAAAGUUCUUCGUAGAUUUAAAAAGCACGACGACGUUUUGAAUCAAUUGACAGAGACACCCGAAUUUCAAGAUAUUCUCAAUAACCUGACUGGAAAAAUAUUGAUGUGUGCGAAGGAAAAGAAAAACGAACAUAAGAUUUUUGCAAUUUAUUUGAAGUUUCUCUGUGAAUGGGAACGAAAAUAUUCCUGUUCAAUUAUUUGUAGCCCCGGAUGCAUCUCACUUGCUGUGAAUUUCCUUUCAAUCGCGGAAAUGGAUUUAUUUUUGUCGGAUUUUGAGAAUGGAAAUAUUUCAUUAGAUCUCCAAGAAGUACUUCUUUAUCCACCGUUAUUGUCCUUAUUUGAUCUCCAGGAAGGAGAUUUGGACUUCCGCAUUACAAUUCUAGAGGAGGAUCAAGAUGAAAAGUCGGAGGAAAAUUUAUUCAAUGAAAGAAGGAAUUUCCAGGAAAAUAAGAACUGGAAUUCUUUGGAUAAAUUUUUACACAUUGAUUGCAAAGCAUUUCUUCGAGCAUUGUUGAAACACAUCCAGGAAGAGGAUCUAGGAAUUGCGACCUCAAAGGAAUCACAAAGAACAAAAUCACGCAAAGAUACAGCAAGAGAAAAAAAGGAGGUUGAAAAUUUGGCGUUAGAGGAAUGUUUUAGCAUAUUUCGAAGCGGAGUCUACAAAGAUUUUAUAUCAGAACCAAAACUCGGAUGGGAGUCUAGAGAAUUCCCCCGCGGUAAUCAAACGAACGUAGCAGACGAUAUUUUACGGCUGUUCUUUUACUGGGAAGAAGUACGUUCUAAGAAGGACAUGAAAAUAUCAAAAGCAAAGAUGGCAGAUGUUGUCUUUGUACUACAAGAAAUAGCUGAAAGAAUGGCAAGAAUUUAUGGAGAUUUGGGUGUUGAUCUCCAAAAUAAAGUGGCUGCUCUUACAGACGACGCCUCCAUCUCUGAAGAAUUGAAGAAAACUGACGAAACCAGCGUAAAGGACUUCGGUGAAAAAGAAGAUAUGAGGAAAUACAAAGAGUUUUUCGAGAAUCAGGACCUAGAAGAUACUAACGAUCUAAUUUCUUUCAAAGAGACUCUUCAAGACCUUCGCCACAAAACGUUUCGAGCAUGCAAUGCAGAACUUCUUCAAAACUAUAUGAUGCCUAUGAAACAAGCUCUUGAGCACGUGAAACGGCAAGAUUUGGAGAUUAAAUUAUAUGGAAGUGCAGAAAGAGCUCUGAUUUGGAUCCAGGAAACAGAAAAACUGCUUGAAGUAGAAGCUAUAGAAAAACUGAAGGGAUUUGAUGCACUUCGGUCUGAAAUGGAUGGGCUGCUACGUUAUGUUUCCUCUGUUAUGGACCAAGUGCCAUCAGAAAUGGAAAGCAUAAAGAAGAAACUCCGGGCCGUGUACUCUAAAGUAAAGUUAUUCAAUGAGUGCAUAUCAAACAAAGAGGAAAGAAUCACCAUAGAUAUUGAUUCUAGAGGAACAAUUUUAUCAUCACCGAUCCAAGGGCUGUCUUUGCAAAUGUGGGACAACAAUGAUAGAAAUGAACACAUGCCUAAUCUAGACAGGUCUCUUUUUCAAACCAGUGUCACUGAAGUCUUUAGAUUUACAUUGCAAGGGAAACCUUACACAGUUCAUAGCAAAAAUGAGGAUGUCAUAUUGGUUCGCAUUCAGAUGAUAAACUUAAAGAAACCAAAUGGUAGACAGUGGCUUUCUAAAGUAUGUCAUAGAGACAUCUGGACCACCAUUGAAACACAGACCCAGGAUGAUUGGAUAUUUUUUGGGAUAGAGGCCUUGGAAUCAUUCUUUAUCAUAGAAUCUGCUGAAGAAAUGCCAAUGACGAUUGACCCUAAAGGAGGAGUGUAUAUGCAUGUUUCAGACCCCUAA